CCCUCUUUCGAGUUCUCUUCCACUUUUGCGACGCCAACAUCCCCGAAGCUAGACCCUAGCAAUGUUCACGCGAUAACCAUAAUUAAUCAUCGCCGUCCACAUCCCAUUUCCAACACAAAUGGCGAGCAAAUCCCGCUGGGCCAACACCGAGGAAGAUGCAGCACUGGAAGCAAAGCUCAAGAAAGAGAAAGAGGAGAAGAAGCGACUGAAAGCCGAGAAGGCAGCCAAGGCAGAGCAGGAGAGGCAACGCGCUGCGGCUGAACAGGCGCAGAAGCAACGGGAUGAGGAAUCAAGCGAUCGCCGACCGCCUGCAAAGAGGCGGAAACUCACACCAGAACGAGAAGAUGGCGGGACUGGGGACACCGAGGACGUAAAUCUUCUUCGCUUCGAUGCUGGGGGAUGGGCGCCCUCGCGCAGCGUUGAGAACUACGACAAGCUCAAUGACAUCGAGGAGGGGUCAUAUGGCUGGGUGGCAAGGGCUAGGGAGAUCAAGACAGGCGACGUGGUAGCGCUCAAGCGACUCAAGCUCGAUAAGGAUGAGUCGAUGCGAACAGGCCUGCCAGAGACAGGAUUGCGAGAGAUUCAGAUCCUAAAGGACUGCUCGCACAAGAAUAUUGUCAAGCUACGGGAGGUUGUAAUCGGCGAGGACACGUCGCGGAUAGAGAACAUCUUCCUUGUUCUCGAAUUUCUGGAACACGAUCUCAAGAGCAUCCUCGAGGACAUGCCGGAGCCAUUCCUCGCCUCUGAAGUUAAGACUAUAUUACUACAGCUCGGAAGCGGCGUGGCCUAUUUACACGAUCAGUGGAUUUUACAUCGUGACCUCAAGACCUCCAACUUAUUACUCAAUAACCGAGGCCAGCUCAAGAUCGCCGACUUUGGCAUGGCACGGUACGUGGGCGAUCCAGCCCCGAAAUUAACACAAUUAGUCGUGACGCUAUGGUAUCGAGCGCCAGAACUUCUCCUCGGCACAAAGACAUACGGCGCACCCAUCGACAUGUGGAGUGUAGGAUGUAUCUUCGCCGAGAUUCUGACGCGGAAAGCAUUGCUCCCCGGCAAGAACGAGGUAGACACGUUGACAAUGAUAUUCGAGCUCUGCGGCAUACCGACCGAAGAAUCAUGGCCCGGAUUCCGGCGAUUGCCCAACGCACAUUCCCUUCGUCUGCCCUCCAAGAACCCCCCAGGUGCCACGGGUGCUGUCAUCCGCGCCAGGUUUCCGCUCCUAACGGCCGCCGGCAGUGCUCUGUUGACCGGUCUCUUAUCUCUGAACCCGGACGCUCGACCCACGGCGAAGGAGAUGCUGCAGCAUGAGUACUUCCGCCAGGACCCCAAACCUAAGCACGAGGCCAUGUUCCCCACGUUCCCCAGCAAAGCUGGGCAAGAACGUAGGAGGCGCCACGAUACACCGAACGCCCCGGGACGUGGACAGGUUGCCUCGCUGGGAACCGUGGAUUUCAGCGGGAUAUUCGCCGGCAGAGACAAGGAAGAGCGAGGUGGCGGGUUUGCAUUACGUAUGGUUUGAGAUAUACCAAAGCCACGAAGAAAUAGUACUUGUACCGACCUCAUCUUCCACCCGACUUGCGUCACCUGUCCUUCGGUUUCGUUUACCAAUCUCGUGUGUAGAACUGAAGUCCCCGAAGAACCGAAUCCUGGUGUUCAAGUGUGAGUAUAACGCAAUUACAAGCUAUAUAUGUCAUGCCAGGAAAAGGCCGUUUUGCUUGCGAUUAUUUAAGAUAUCUAUUGACGUCCCUUAUUUAUCUUUCGUACAUGCUUCCCCUAAGUAAAGAGAUAUCCUCAGAUUAUGGUGCAUGAUUCAGAGCCGCUGAUGGCUGACUGCGUCAGUCAGUACUAGGUAGGU
This is a messenger RNA of Xylaria bambusicola, 1855 nucleotides long. Its product is annotated as Pkinase-domain-containing protein. Gene Ontology annotation, biological process: protein phosphorylation; regulation of mitotic cell cycle. The transcript has a single exon. Gene Ontology annotation, molecular function: ATP binding; cyclin-dependent protein serine/threonine kinase activity. Gene Ontology annotation, cellular component: nucleus. The record is from RefSeq and is a predicted model, not a curated record. Lineage: Eukaryota; Fungi; Ascomycota; Sordariomycetes; Xylariales; Xylariaceae. Bases 119 to 1519 code for a protein of 466 amino acids.